AUGAAGUACAAUCCGCACGCGACAGCAAAGUAUCUGCCAGUGCGCAGAGUCGAUCCGAUUUCGUUGCGAGGGAAAUACUUUGGUAUUCAAAUUUUUCAACAAACAGUAAUCUUCGCUACCAUCGCUCCUUUCAAGAUGCGGUUGCAAGCAGCCACCUGCGCGCUUCUGACGCUCUCUUUCUUUCUACCGGCACGCGCUACUUCCCCCUUCUACACUAGUACUAACUUCUACUUGAUGUUAUACAAGACCGAUAGUUGUACUGCCUAUCGCCUACCUUUUUACGUAAAUGAUUCCGGAGGCCCGGUGUUGGACUCGAAGAUUCCGCCCGGGCUUCCCCAGUUAGUAUGAAUGAUCCUUGGUUUCUUUGAUUUUGCAGUUGUGUGCAGUUGACUUUCGGGCGACCAAGAGUCACGACAACUUUUUUCGGGGAAGUGGUACUACGGAUACGCAACUACAGAGGGAUACUGCAGUCCUUCUUCGGGAAAGAUUAAGAUGUUAAAAUGCUUCGAAUUCGUAAAAGGUUUGUACAUUAUGAACGGGUGAACAAGUAAAAAUUCUUCAGUAGAGACUGCCUAAGUGCACUUGUAUCAAGGGACAACUUGUAUUGAGAAGAGUAAUACGAUUGUACAAACUUGACGCUUAUUGUCAUUUACCCUGGUUGUCAAAACACCGUGCCGGCGAAGAAGCGUGCAGAAGUGCUGUAUUAGAAUUAGUGGCGAGCUGGUAGCUAAACAACAAAGGUUGCUGUUGGAACUUUAUGCGGAAAUAGCGACAACUCACAACUAGAACACCUAUAGUUUUUUGGGCUGCUAAUAUUCACUUGUGGCCUUCAAUUAUUACUCGCAAUCGAAACCUGAAGGAUCCUGCUAUCGAAGAUGAAAAUUGGGUCCUCUGGUUCGUCUUGAGUCUCUUACCGCCGACAACUAUCCUCGAAAAGUAACAAUCGUAAGUAUAGCUCUACCAAAUUCGCGAACCCUUAAUUUACUACUCGGCUGGAGGACCCCUCCAGCUUUCGCACUGGUACCCCGGUUUGUUUAGAAGAUACCCCCGCGACUCAGUCCGAUGGACGACAACAUCAUCAAGGGCUUUCUUUUUUAAUUUCAAUCCGCAUAGAAAUUGGGUUCCAACAGAGGAGCUGAUAUGCUCUCAAUGUCAGCACGGAACAAAAAGGAGAAGCAGCAUGAGAUAAGCUUAAGCAUCAUGAGACGAUGAACACGAAACAUAGCAUCAAAGCGACACCUGCUCAGGGUGUGUCUGCUCAAAUGCGUAGCAGAGUCCGCCCUGCAGAUGAACAAAUACAGUACCU
Messenger RNA from Amoebophrya sp. A120, 1306 nucleotides. The record is from the annotation of a GenBank genome assembly. Lineage: Eukaryota; Dinophyceae; Syndiniales; Amoebophryaceae.